AAAUGUUCCCCCAGCUGUUUCCUGUCUACAGUGUCUGUGUUUUGUAGAUAAAUGUGAGGAUUUUCUCUAAAUCCCUCUUCUGUUUGCUAAAUCUCACUGUCACUGCUAAAUUCAGAGCAGAUAGAGCCUGCGCAAUGGAAUAAAGUCCUCAAAAUUGAAAUGUGACAUUGCUCUCAACAUCUCCCAUCUCUCUGGAUUUCUUUUUACCUCAUUAUUCCUGCUAACCAAUUCAUUUCCAGACUUUGCACUUGAGAAGCAAUGGGAAAAAUCAGCAGUCUUCCAACCCAAUUAUUUAAGUGCUGCUUUUGUGAUUUCUUGAAGGUGAAGAUGCACAUCAUGUCCUCCUCACAUCUCUUCUACCUGGCCCUGUGCUUGCUCACCUUCACCAGCUCUGCCACAGCUGGGCCUGAGACGCUUUGUGGGGCUGAGUUGGUGGAUGCUCUUCAAUUCGUGUGUGGAGACAGGGGCUUUUAUUUCAACAAGCCCACGGGGUACGGCUCCAGCAGUCGGCGGGCACCUCAGACAGGCAUCGUGGAUGAGUGCUGCUUCAGAAGCUGUGAUCUGAGGAGGCUGGAGAUGUACUGCGCACCCCUCAAGCCCGGCAAGUCAGCCCGCUCUGUCCGCGCCCAGCGCCACACUGACAUGCCCAAGGCUCAGAAGUAUCAACCGCCAUCUACCAACAAGAAAAUGAAGUCUCAGAGGAGAAGGAGAGGAAGUACAUUUGAAGAACGCAAGUAGAGGGAGUGCAGGAAACAAGAACUACAGAAUGUAGGAAGACCUUCCUAAGGAGUGAACAAUAACAUGUCACCAGUGGGAUCCUUUGGUCUGCAGAAGUUACCUGUUAAACAUCGGAAGACCUACCAAAAAGAAGUUUGCUAACAUUUCAAAACAUGGGCAUUCCCCCCAAUGACAUACGCAAGUAAACAUUCCAACGUUGUCUUUAGGAGUGAUUGUUAAAAGAUUUGCACCUUGCAAAAAUGGUCCUGGAGUUGGUAGAUUGCUGUUGAUCCUGUAUGAAUAAUGUUUUAUAGAGAAAAAAUAUAUAUAUAUAUAUAUCUUAGUCCCUGCCUCUCAAGAGCCACAAAUGCAUGGGUGUUUUAUAAAUCCAGUUGCACUAAAUUCGUCUCUGAAUCUUGGCUAUGGGAACCACUACUUCAGCAGCCUGGUCUAAGUGGUUUUAAUUUUUUCUUAUUUGCACUUCUUUCUGCACAACAUGGGCUAUUGGUUUUACAGUGUCUGAUACUUGUUGUCUAGUCCUCACACCCCCCUCAUCUCCUUCCUAUUUGCUAAAUUUGGCCUCCUCAAUAGCAGCAAGUAGUCAUAGCACACCGAUUUUUAACCCGCAAGAUUCCAUCUGUGGCAUUUGUACCAAAUACAAGUUGGAUGCAUUUAUUUUAGACACAAAGCUUUAUUUUUCCACAUCUUGUUAAAAAAAAAAUACAAGUAGUUGCAACUUUGAGGCCAAUAAUUUUUAGGCGCAUGUUUUAAGCAUAGAAAGUCUCUUAAACUCACAAUAGUUCUUUCAAAUGAAGAGUUAGCGUGCAACCUGAUUAGAAACGUCUCUCUUUUUAUUUUUCCAUAUAAAGCAGUAUGUAAAUUUAGCACAACAAUAUUACAAAAAUAUAUCAAACAGUAUGUAAAACUCUGUUUUUUAGUACAAUGGUGCUAUUUUGUAGUUUGUUAUAUGAAAGAAUCUGGCCAAAAUGGUAAAAGGUGAAAGCAAAAUGAAAGGGUAAGCCUAGAGCCAGAGAUGACACAAAGGGAAAGGGUAUUGGAAAAUCCAUCCAUCUGGAAAAGAAGGCAAAGUCCCCCCAUUAUACCUUCCAAAAGGAACUGAAGACACAAAAGUUCACUGACACAAGUUAGAUUGGCAGGUGCAAAGAGGAAGCUGGGGAGUGGAAAAAACAGAAGCUUAGGAAAUUUAAUAGUCCUGGUUUCUUUUUCUCACUGAAGAAACAAACAUCUGCCAGCUCUGCCAUAGACUCACUGCUGUGUGACAUUGGGCAAGUUACUUCACCUCUCUGUGCCUCAGUUUCCUCAUCUGCAAAAUGGGGACAAUAUGUCAUCUACCUACCUCACAGGGGUGGUGUGAGGAUUAAAAAGCUAAAGCUCCAGAUUUUUACCCUGGGUUGCUCUGAGGGUGCAAUGUCAGAGCCCUUGAAUUGCUGGGAUGUUAGGAAUUCUAUAAACAACCCAUUCACAGCAUAGCUAGAGGAUUGAUUAAUCAAAAGCUCCUGACAUUUCAUUCCUUGUCAAUGAAGCUAUCUAAACAACUCUAUAGCUUUUAAAACACUUUUCAAAAUAAGUUAGAAACAUUUGAUUUGCAAUUUGAUUUUGAAUUCUGCAUUUCAAUUUAUGAAUACGUAGAUAAUCAAAAAGUAAGAAAGGAAAAGAGACAAAGAGAAAAACUAAAAGAUUUCUACAAGUGAAAGAGUGAUCAAAUUGCUCCAUUCUUUAGAAUCCACUGACUCUUCCAGGCAGUUACUGUCUAUCUAGCAAUACCUCUUUUAAUAUUUAAAAAACACAUUUAUUUCUUCUCUUUUGGCAAUAUAAGAAAAAUGGUCCAACAGUUUAAAUAUUGAAAUGAUAUCUAAUAAAUAGUUACAAAGUUACUUUCUUUAAUGAAUUUUACUCUUACCCUAGGUUGAGUGUGUGUGUGUGUGUAUAUACAUGUAUGUCAAAAUAUGCUUGACUCGAGUUGCUAGUUGAUAGGCAAAAAUUUCCUUCACAAUCAGAAAAUUCCCCAUAUGUCUAACGAAUGCUAACUCUCUGUAGAUGUGUCUUAACCAUUCAACUGAAAAUUGGUAUUGGGAAAAACCAAAGAUGAGGACAUGAGGACCGGCCCAUGGCAGCCCAGAGGUUUCCUGACUGUGGAUCAAGACUUUCUUAGAAAAGUCAAUCUUCCAACAUUCAGAUCUUUUUAUCUGCUUUAGAGCUUUUGGGUGAAAAGCACCUAGGUUUCAUCAUGUAAUACAAAUAUUAUCCUUUAUAUUCUUGGAAAGGGUUUAUGGAAAACAAAAAUAACAUCAUCCUCAGUUUUCCUUCCACUGAGUCAUUUUAAGGUGCAGAGGCCAGAAGAGAGGUUCCUGGAUCUCUGAAGAUACACAGGAGGAAGGCCCCGACUGAUGGACAGCCCCAAAUGAUGGACAGCUCCAGCUCAGUCAAUGCACAUUUUCACUCUCUGACCACAGCGUUAAUUGAAUUGGGCAUCUCAGAACUGCUGAGCAAUGUUCUGGUCACUACGACAGAUGUUAUAGAAACUAAGUCAUUUUUGUCUUCCACCUGUAUUCCAUAUAUACAGGUUCUUUAGAAUGAGAUGCUGAGUCAUUCUUCCCAAGAUGUCACUUCUGAUUUUUAUUUUUUGUUCCCAGUGUAUACCUUUUAAAACAUUGACUCCCAGCAAAACUUUACAGGUAGUUUCUGCAGACUUAUGGGUUUCCUGACAUAGUUGGAUAUGUUCUUUCUAAGAAUGUCUAUGAUUUAUUUUACUCACUUAAUUCUAUUCAUAGCCAAAAUGCUCCCAAAGAGGAAAGCUUAAAUAUGCAAAGUCAUAUUAUCUUUCUUAACUUUUCCCAACACAUAACCCUCUCCAACUGGAUCAUGAAUCAAUUAAUUAAAAUUGAGUAUACUAAUCCACAAUUUAUUUCAAAUGAAUAAAACCUGGAAGACAAAUUGAUGUAAACUCUGAAAGUUAGCUAAUAAUCAUAUACCAUAGCAGAAUGACCCUGAAUUCAUAGAAGGCAGUCCCUAAAAUUUCCCAACUCAAAACUUUGUAAGCUUUGCUUUAAAAUUACAUUGUUUUAGAAUUUUAAAAUGGGGCAACUUCAUGAUUUUUAUGAAAGAGCCAUAAAUAUUGAUAAGAAUGAGCUUUCAGCUUAUAGGUUUAGUUCCAAUUUCAUUGACAAUACUUGAUACGUAGAUCAAAUUUUCUGUUCCCAAUUCCCCAAGUAACAUAAUGGUAUUAUUUGAACAUUUUAAGAUGGGGAGCCUCCACUAAACAGGUUAAUUCAUCUUUCCAUCAGAAUCCACCCUCCUAAGGAUAAAGAAAAACUCUUCUAACAUCCACUACACACACACACACACACACACACACACACACACCCCAAGAGUCCAAUAGAAUACUGAGAAGAAAUCACUUCCUUGCAGAUCUUAUUAAAAAAACAAAACAAAACAAAACAAAACAAAAACCCAUGACUGGCCUCCUUUGAGAAUUCUUACCCUCCUUGCAAUGUAAAUACUUGUGUAGAUGAAACCAUGUCAUGCACUGUGGCUCCAGGGUUUCCAUCACUAAUUUAUGCCCUUGGGGAAAGGUUUAGAGUGGAAGAUGCAGCAUAUUUUGCUUUCCCAUUUAUUGUUUGGCCAGAUAUGCCAAUGUGGUGCUAUUGUUUCUUUAUGAAAGUACUUGACUAAAAAAAGAAAAAUGAAAAAAAAAAAGUAUAGACAUAUUUUUUUAAAAUAUGAAACAAUUCUAUAGAUAGAUGGCUUAAUAAAAUAGCAUUAGAUCUAGCCACCACCAUCUUUCAACUUUUUAAUCACUCACAAGUAGUUUACUGUUCACCAAAUUGUGAGUUUGGGGGUGCAGGGGCAUGAGAUGGAAAUUUUUAAAAGUUAGAAGGCUCCAUUAUUUUUUUGGCUCCCAAACUCAGCAAAAUUAGCAAUGUAUUACCCAAUCUGAACACCUCGAUCAGGAGCAUGGAGCACAAAUGGUGUAAAAAGGGCCUUGUAAACAACUGGUAGAAUUAAAAAAGUUAUUAAGUUACUUUUUGAUUUUGUGUGUGUGUGUGUGUGUGUGUGUGUGCUCUCUGCUCUAAAAAUAGACAUUCAGCAAGUGGAGAAAAUUUUUUAAAAAAAGAGAAGAAAUACGUUGAUUCACCUGCUAAAAAUAACUUCUGCCACAUCCCCCUUGGGUAAUUCUUUGGUCUUUACUGGUCUGUGUAAGAUAUUUUCCCUUCCCCUAAACAUCUCAAAGAGCUCUUGCUCUCAUCAAAAGCAAUUACUGAUCUCAUUAGGAACUGUUUCCUUUUGAGAUGGGGGUUAUCUACUGAUAAGAAAAGAGAAGAAUUUAUGAGAAAUCGUUGAAAGAGAUGGCUAACAAUCUGUGAAGUUUUUUUGUUUUUGUUCUUGUUUUUUUUUUCUGUUUUUUUACUUUAUACAGUCUUUAUGAAUAUCUUAAUGUUCAAAAAAUGACUUUGUUCUCUUCUUUUUUAUAUUGAAAUAAGGGAUGAUAAAUUAAACCCACAUAGACUCUUUAAAACUAUAGGCUAGAUAGAAAUGUAUGUUCGACUUGUUGAAACUAUAAUCAGACUAUUUAAAAUGUUUUUGCUAUUUUUAAUCUUAAAAGAUUGUACUAAUUUAUUAGAAACAGAACCUGUCUGGCUCUUUUUAUAAGAAAGAGCAUUCCCACUGAAAUCAUGUGGGCAUUCCCAUCAAUGUUUUCAAAACAAAAAUCUGAUUAAUGUUAUGGCAUCAUUUAAUUUAAAAUAGAAGAACUGUGAUUCUUUAUUCCCCCUCCCCUGCAUUGAUCAUGAAGUCCAGAAUCUGAGGGGGAAAGAAUGAAAAUAAAAUCUUGUUUUUUCUUUGUUUUGUUUUUUCAGUGCUAACGUUUAACCCUAUAGUACAUUUUUACUUAUCACAAUUUUAAUAUUCUAAAAGACUUUCCUGUUAGGUCUUAGAAACUGAGACUUAUAUAUCUUUUGUGUGUGUGUGAUUUCUAUUUAAAAAUAUAAAAAUAAAAGAGGCUGAGAGGACUGUCUGAAGCUUUAAGUGCAUAUGGUACAGGAUAAAGAUAUCAUCAAUAUUUUUUUUUUAGUGAAAGAUGAGACAGAGGCCCAGGGGAUUUCUGAAACUGUUUUUAUUCCUUCUAGUUCUUAUUCUUGUAGUAUCCACCUCAGAAUUUUAAAGAAGGCUGACCAACCUAAAAUCCUGGGUCUUUUAGAAAGCAUGUAUUUCACCUGUUCCCUAUUAAUUAAUGAUUACACAAUGGUAUUAAGCAUGAUCCUUCUCACUCCCCAUUGCUCAAAUAUCAUUGAUACAAUCUUUCAAGAAAAAAAAACAGUUUUAAUUAAAAAAAAGAACACAAAAGUCCAAAUGUCACUGCCCAACUGAAAUAUGAGCUUAGAAAGAGAUAGAGUUUUUCCUACUUAAUAACCCUUGCUGAAUCACCUGUCACCUUCAAAAUGACCUUUCAUAAUCCUUAGAAUCUGCCCUUUUUUUUUUGGCCUGGGCCUACUGCAUUCUAAAAGUAAAUAUUACUCAUUUUCUUUUACCCAUCAUGCACUGAUGUAAAGUAAAAAAAUGAAAAUAGAACUCUAAAAUUCCUUCCAAGCCACUCACCAGCCCAACUUGCCCAUCCAUAGCUGUCACUUUUGUUAAUCCCUUAAUCUGAUUAUGUUUGGAUAUUUAUCUUGUACCUGCUGCUAAACACACUGCAGGAGGGACUCAGAAACCUCAAGCUGUCUACUUACAUCUCUUAUCGUGUCUGUGUAUCAUUAAUGUCUAGUGAAGAUAUCAAAAACUUUCCAACAUCAUGCAGCUUGCAUUCAGUUUACUUAAAGGUCUCACAUCAGAUCUUCUUUUGCUAAUAGAGUUAAUGAAUUCUGAGAAUUGGGAUUACAUCAUGUGUCUUGCUUCAUAAUGGUUUCAGCACAUUUAUAGGCCAAGUGUGAUAAAUAAACUUACAGACACUGAAUUAAUUUUCCCUGCUAUUUUGAAGCCAGAAAAUAAUGAUUGGUUAUUCAUUUUAUCUGUCUUAGUUCAAAAGCAUAUUUUAUUAAAUGAAUUCUGAUUGUAUUUGAAAUUAUUAUUCAAUUCAUUUAUGGCAGAGGAAUAUCAAUCCUAAUGACUUCUAACAAUGUAACUAACUGAAUCAUUAUCUUGCAUUUACUGUUUAAUAAGUAUAUUUUGAAAAUGUAUGGCUAGAGUGUCAUAAUAAAGUGAUAUAUCUUUCUUUAGUAAUUAUAUUAAAAUUAAUCAUGUUUGA
Messenger RNA from Choloepus didactylus (southern two-toed sloth), 6979 nucleotides. RefSeq names its product insulin like growth factor 1 (gene IGF1). Bases 259 to 738 code for a protein of 159 amino acids. Gene Ontology annotation, cellular component: extracellular region. The transcript is spliced from 5 exons. NCBI's taxonomy places the organism in Eukaryota, Metazoa, Chordata, Mammalia, Pilosa, Megalonychidae. Gene Ontology annotation, molecular function: hormone activity; growth factor activity. The record is from RefSeq and is a predicted model, not a curated record.